Molecule: messenger RNA, 3300 nt
Organism: Chelonoidis abingdonii (Abingdon island giant tortoise)
Lineage: Eukaryota; Metazoa; Chordata; Testudines; Testudinidae
Source: RefSeq, a predicted model, not a curated record
AUGUCAUCUCCCCCAACUGCUUCCUCCGCUACCACCUACAGCGGCUGGGGCCCCUUCUCCACCUUGACCAGUAAGCACAGCGUCCGUUGCCUCCUGGUGGCCGCCUCGCCCCAUGUGGAGACCUACAUGCGGGCGUUGGUACAGCUUCAACUGCCACCGGCGGCGCGUGGCGGAGAGGCACUCAAGGAGUCUUUCCUAGUCCCCUAUCAGGGGGCCCAUUACUGGGUGCACUACUCUACCGGGGAGGCCCGGUGUUACCUCUAUCAGGCGACGGGGCACGUUAGGAGGGACUGCCCCUUGGCCUGGCAUGGAGGAGUGCCCAGGACCCCUGAUCCCUGGCAGGGUGCCAGCUCCUCCUCCUUCUCAUCCCAUCACUGCUCCCACUCGGGCCUCGGGGUACCUCCUCCCGUGUGCCUAGACGAGCGGGAGAGCCCUGCCUCUGCUGCCUGCACUCUCUGCGGCAGGGUACCUCCCCGAGUCCCCAAACUGUCAUCCCUGCCCCCCGACCCAACCCCUGUCGACCAGUCCAUAGGCGAUGCCAUUGAGGGCUGGACCCGAGUGCAGGGUAAGCGGGGCAAGCAGAAGGCUCGAGCUCCUCUCGUGCCACCUGAUGCGGAAGCCCCCCAUAAGACCAGAAACGGGGCCACAGACACCAAGCCUUCCACCUUGCCCAUGGGGUCGGUCCAUCUGCCAGUGCCGGUUAGGGAAGACAUGGCAGCACCAGAGGGUACCACCAUCCCUCCUAUGCAGUCCCUCCCUGCAGAGGCACUGGAUGAGGCCCCUUCUGUUCCCUUGCCAACUGUGUCCCCUGCAAAACCUGAGGUGAGCGUCACCUCGGGCACUAGUGGGGAGGACCCCGGGGUGGUGGGAGUGAUCCAGGAGCGCACGGAGCAGCUGUGCAGCCAGUGGCGCUGCCUUCGCGGGCAGGCCGAGGAGCGGGAGCGGUGGCUCAGGGGCCUGUUGGUGCUGGCCGAGCGGUUCUGGCAGGGGCUCACUGAGCUGGCUCUCAGCCUCACAGACACCCAGCAGAUGGUGCUGGACUUGGAGGAAGCCAGCUCCGACCCUGAAGCCGUCCGGGCGCGGCUCUGCACCAUGCAGGCGCUGCGAGAGGAAAUCGACGUGCUGCAGAACGACCUGGACACACUGGGCAUCCUGGGUGUGGAGCUGAUGUCGUCCUGCGGUGACCCGGACAAACCAGAUGUUACCAAGAGCCUGGACGAUCUCUACUCGUCCUGGCACAGCCUGAGCAAGGUGUGGACGGAGCGGCAGGGCCGCCUGCAGGAGCAGCUCCAGGCCUCGCUACGCUACCAGAAGGCCAUGCAGGGGCUCUGUGACUGGCUGGCCACGGCCGAACUGCGCAUGGCGGAGGAGUUCCUGGUUGGGGGGGACCUGGAGCUGGUGAGGCAUCAGCUGGCGGAGCUGAAGGAGUUCAAGAGGGAGCUGUACCAGUGCAAGGUGGAUGUGGAGAGCCUGCGGCACCAUGCGGGGGCUGAGGACAGAGGCCCCCCAGCUUUGCUGAGUGACUUUCGCCAGCGCUGGGAUUGCCUGGAGGAGGAGAUUGUCAGCCGCCAGCACCAGCUGGAAGCGGCGCUCCUGGGUUUGGGGCAAUUCCAGAACCAGCUGGAGGAGCUGCUACAGUGGAUUUCCCACACGGCAGAACAGCUGCAGGGCCAGACCCCGCUGAGCUUGGAUCUGCAGAGCUGUGAGAUCGAGCUGGCCAAGCACAAGGUGCUGAGAAAUGAUGUCAUGUCCCACGCCCGGACUGUCCAGUCUGUGAACGAGGUCGGCCAGGGGCUGCUGCUCUCCAGCCUUGGGGACAGCACGGACUCGCUGCAGUGCAGCCUCCAGCAGCUCAACCAGCGCUGGGACUUUGUGCGGAGUGAGACGGAGAACCGCCAGCUGGAGCUGGAGAACAACCUCAGCCAGGUCCAGGACGUCACGCUAGAGAUCAUGGACCUGCUGCAGUGGCUGGAGCACGUGGAGCUGCGGCUCUUCUUCUCCAAGCCUGUCUGGGACCACCCUGAAACCACCAAGGAGAAGCUGGCAGCGCACCUGGAGCUGGCCAAAGAGCUGGAGUCCAAGCAGCAGGCGUAUAACAGCGUGAGGGACCGGCUGCAGCGCCUGCUGGCCUCCUGCAGCCUGCCCCGGGCCUGCAGCACCGAGCACAGCCUGCGCAUCCUGCAGCAGAAAUGGGAGAGCGUCCACAGCCAGGUCCAGGAGAGGAAGGAGCGGCUGGCGGAGGGGCUGACUCUCAGCACUGAGUUCCACAGCACGGCGCAGGAGCUGCUGCAGUGGCUGGGGCAGAUGGAGGAGAGCCUGAGUGCCCCGGAGCAGCCCAGCUUCUUGCUGGAGACGGUCCUCCGGCAAGUCCAGGAGCACAAGGUGUUGUUGAAGGAGGUGACCGCCCACGGGGAGCAGCUGUCCAGCCUGGAGGCGGUGGCCGCUCGCCUGAAGAAUGUGAGCAGGAAGCAGGACUGUGCUGUGAUCCAGAGCCUGGUGCUGACGGCCAAGGAGCGGGUGGCCAAGGUGCUCCGGUGUACUGGUGAGCGGGGCGCCGCGCUGGAGGAUGCUCGCAAGCGUGCCAAGCAGUUCAGUGAGUCCCGGCAGCUGCUCCUGGACUGGAUGGAUGAGGUGGAGCAGACUCUGGAGAUCCCCGGCGAUGCUGCCAUGAGCCAGGAGGAGAUCAAGUGCCAGCUGGCUGAGCACAAGGUGUGGCGUCACACCCAGAGAGCCGAGUCCUCAAGUCGGGCCCUGUUGGGCGCCGGUCGCCUGCCACGACGCUCGCCCCCGCCCCGUGAGGCCCCCCCCUCGACGCCGGGCGUGCCACGCCAAGACUACGGCCAGUCGCACUCGGCGGCCGCUCACUCCCCUCGUGACCUGCGCUGGGCCGUUUACGGGGAGCUGAUGGACGCCUACGGGAAGGGCGUUCAGGUCCAUAUCGAGAGCGCCGCGCUGCUCAGCGUCUUUGAGGCAGGCUCCCUCUAUGAACAGACAAGAGCGGCGCCUGCCGCCGCCGAUCGCCUGCGCUGCCCACGCGAUUCGCGCGCAGCUCGCCCCUCGGAUCCCGUCUUGCGCGCGGACCAAGACCCGCAGUCUCGCCCGCCCGGACUGCGGCCACGAGCCUCCGGCCGACUGUCCAGUCUAGGCUGGUCCUCCCGUUGCCGCCCCCGCGAGCCCGCUGCCUCCUGUCCCGCUACCCGAGCGCCUGUGGGCAUCAUGGCAGCGCUCCUCAAGCGAGAGCGCUUAGUGAACGUCCGCGACUGCCUUAGGGGGCCUUGGUGGCGCGGCGCUGGGCCUUAG